Messenger RNA from Coturnix japonica (Japanese quail), 2607 nucleotides. Lineage: Eukaryota; Metazoa; Chordata; Aves; Galliformes; Phasianidae. The record is from RefSeq and is a predicted model, not a curated record.
CCUUCCCAGUUCGUUAGUGUCAUGUAUGUGAUCCCAUUAAAAUGGAUCUUUCUCUUUCUUCUCGUAUUCUCUGUCGUAACCUUGUGGUACGUUACUUUUUAUUCAAACCUUGAGGCUGAACAUGUGAACAGCAUGUAUUUCUAUGAGUAUGAGCCGGUUUACAAGCAAACCUACCUCUUCACAUUGCAUCAGCACUUGAAAUGCAAAGACAUAAAUCCAUUUCUGGUCAUCUUGGUGUCUUCGAGACCUAAGGACAUGGAGUCAAGGCAAGCCAUAAGGAUAACAUGGGGAUCUCAAAGCUUCUGGUGGGGACAUCGAGUUCUAACCCUGUUCUUACUAGGUCAGGAAACGGAAACAGAGGACAACUCUGCAGCACUUUCAGUAGAGGAUGAAAGCAUACUCUAUGGGGACAUCAUUCGCCAAGAUUUUAAGGACACCUACAACAAUCUUACCUUGAAAACAAUCAUGGCGUUCAGAUGGGUGAGUGAAUUCUGUUCUAAUGCCAGAUUCAUCAUGAAGACAGAUUCCGAUGUCUUCAUCAACACCGGUAACUUAGUCAAGUUUCUUCUGAAGUUCAACUCCUCAGAAACCAUUUUUACAGGUUAUCCUCUUAUAGGUAGCAUUGCCCAUAGAGGCUUUUACCCAAAAACAUACAUUUCUUAUGAUGAAUAUCCAUUCAGGUUUUACCCUCCAUACUGCAGUGGAAUGGGUUAUGUAUUAGAUGGAAAACUGGCUCUGAGGAUUUAUGAACUGAUGGGUCAUAUCAAACCUAUAAAGUUUGAGGAUGUUUACAUUGGAAUUUGCUUAAAUAUACUUAAGGUGAACAUCAGUGUUCCGGAGGGUAAUCAACAAUUCUUUAUCAACAAAAUUAGCUUUGAUAUCUGUAAGUACAGACGGUUGAUUGCAGUACACGGCAUCGUGCCAAGUGAAAUGAUCAGGUUCUGGAAGGAUUUGUCAUCUGUCCCUUCAGUUACUUGCCUUUGAUUCUGUGCUAAUAUAUUGAUAGGUGUAAACUUGGAUUGCUUGAAACUUUGAAUGCCAGUGUAAAAAAACCAGCUGAGCUGAAGUACAGGGCAACAUGGAACAAAAACAGGUGUUGGGAUGGCACUGAUGGAAAGACUGCUGUGCUGCAGCAGCAGAGCUGUGAGGGCAGCUUCCCUCUGGGAUCCCAUGAGGAUCCUGGUACCUUUAUUUGGGAACUCCCAGAGCAUGUUUCCAUGUAUCCCAUGCACAGAGGGUACUUGGAAUGUGCUGCCCUGCCUUGCUUUGACCCUUCUCCGUGCACUCUGCUGUAACCAUGGAAUGUCUGCCCAAAUCUCCUGGAAUUCAUGAAGUGUCACUGAAGUGUAAUGUUUAUGUCCAGAAAUGAGGAGGGAAGAUGCUUCUCACAUCACUGCUUAAUGAAGUUUCUUUUGGUUCUUUUGUGACCUGCAUAAUCCUUUGCCACAGCACAAAACUUGGAGCUACCUUCUUACUUGAAUGUAUACAGCGAUCAAAUGUAUAUUUACAGUCUGUGUUCAAAUGUAUGUAUAUUUAUGAACAUGCAAAAUAGAACUGCUUUGAUGUCUUUCCGGUAGAAGUGCUAAUGCCCGCAGGCCCACAGAGCUGGAUGCAGAGGAGUUCACGUGCAGUUCAGGUACGAGUGGUGUUAUCAGAUAACAUUGAUGCACCCUGAGCUAUUGUAGCUACGCAGGGAAGAUUCAAACAGGUGUGCUUCAAUUGUGACUUCAUAUCCAUUUCAAAAACAGUUUUCUUGCUUAGAAUUUUAAAAUGAAAAGAAUGACAUCCUAGGAUUCUUAUGGCUCAAAGAAGACAAAUGUGACUGUAUCUGUAAAGAUGGGUAUUUCAGCCACUUUAUUCAUGUCAGCAAGGCCAAGGUUUCAGUAGUUUACACUUUUAAUUGACGGCAAUACAGAAUUUGCAAUUGCAUGAACAUAAUUAUCCCAGACACAUCUAAUACACAGUGAAGGUACCGUAGUUACAUCCUGUACAUCGAGAAUGACAGAGCGCUGCCACCUUUAGUUCUAUAGCUAACGUGGUACAACGUAUUUACAUUUGGCUGUCUUUCAGAUAGUCUCUUAGAGACAAAUUAGAAGAGGUGCAGAAACCUCCAGUACCCAGACUGAGGUUUCAACAAUGCUUUUGUUACAUUGUGGUAAUGGUCAAUAUUGACUUUUUCUGUCUCUUCCAUAACUGCGCGUGGUUUAAUGAUGGAAUUAUAGGACAUUACUUUUUGAAAUACAAAAACGAUGUCUUGGAGAGAAUGUAGCGUAGACAAGUAUUACAGUGUUCUAAGAAUGUCUGUCAAGAAGGUCAGACUGUUUCAGAAAUGGAUUUUGUUGUUGCUGCUGUUCACCUAAUACCUAAAGAUACACUAUUGCACAACCGAGAGAAUGCUGGGUGGUUCCUGAAACAGGGGAAGAUGCAGCUGCUCCUUUGUGCUGGGGCUCCCUUGGUUGGUGGUAGCACUGUGGUCAGCUGCCAGGAGAGCUCCGCUAGAAAUGUGAACUUGUCUGUUGGUCCUUUAUACGUGGAAAUAAAGAACCCUUGUUUUGUUUUUGUACCUGCCAUGUUACAUGUCUAGAAAUAAAUGGUUUCUCACGAGAA